CAAUAAACUACAAUGUCAGACCCUAAGAAAGACGGAAAGAAGGCCUCCAGCAGAUUGUUGGGCAUGAAGUUCAUGCAACGUUCCAUGGAAAAAGAAAUGCAAGAGCAGUUAGAGAAAGAACGUAAACGCGUUAUAUCCGAGGCUGAAUGGGUGUUAGAUACCAAAGAAAUCAAAGCCGAAAAGCCUAAAAUUCAAAUCGAGUACCAGCCUAGUUUCCUUCCUUUCGCUGUUGACACAACAGCAGGUAGAAGAUCAUUCAAUAGUUUUAACAAAUCUGUUGAAGCAAAGGUCGAUGACGAUGCAAAGAGCCAACGUUUAGCUCGUGAGGAAAAGAUUGAGAAUGCCAAUAAGCUGUCAGAUAAAGAAUUUGGAGAACAAAUGCAAACAAUCAGAUCUGUGUCCAAAAAAUCUAAAAAGAGAAAGUCAGACAAAGAUGCUGAUGUAUCCACGAAAAAGUCUAAAGUUAUAGGAUUUAUGAAGCCGGAAUAAAUCCAGAUGUAAGUAGACUUUUUUGCAUACCAUAUAAAUACAUGCACUGUCCUCUCUCUCUCUUUUUUUUUCUUUUUUUUUUUCUUUUUUUUUUAUUUUUUUUUAUAAAAACGAAUAA
Messenger RNA from Mucor mucedo, 607 nucleotides. RefSeq lists its product as uncharacterized. The transcript has 4 exons. NCBI's taxonomy places the organism in Eukaryota, Fungi, Mucoromycota, Mucoromycetes, Mucorales, Mucoraceae. Bases 13 to 489 code for a protein of 158 amino acids. Gene Ontology annotation, biological process: maturation of 5.8S rRNA. The record is from RefSeq and is a predicted model, not a curated record.